This is a messenger RNA of Cylas formicarius (sweet potato weevil), 990 nucleotides long. RefSeq names its product copper chaperone for superoxide dismutase-like. NCBI's taxonomy places the organism in Eukaryota, Metazoa, Arthropoda, Insecta, Coleoptera, Brentidae. Gene Ontology annotation, molecular function: copper ion binding. The record is from RefSeq and is a predicted model, not a curated record. Gene Ontology annotation, biological process: removal of superoxide radicals. Bases 267 to 959 code for a protein of 230 amino acids. The transcript has 3 exons.
GAAAAACGCAUAUUCUCUGCUUUAUAUUUUAAAGAAAUGAUAUUGCCUUUUUAAUUUUUCACAAUAUUUGUCUGUUAUUUAACCAAUAAAUGGAAUAUGAAUUUUUGAAAGAUCAAUUGAAUUGUCGCGAACGUAUAUCGAAACUUAAUACUUUUUUCUAAAAACAAUAAGAUAAAUCUGACGUCAAUGAUCGAAUAUAAUAACAGAUGUGAUAAAAAGUUGAAAUUUAAUUUGUCGCUUUGUCAUGCAAAUUGCAUUUUUUAAAAAUGUCUUCGGUAAAAACUGAAUUUUUAGUUCAAAUGACCUGCGACUCCUGUGUGCAAGCAGUAAAAAACAGUCUAGCAAAUCUAGAUGGGGUACUCAAUGUAGAAAUAAAUUUUUCUACCGGUUCGGUUGUGGUUGAUAGCACUUUGUCAAUACCUCAAAUACAAAGUGCAUUGGAGUCGACAGGGCGAAAGGUUGCAAUUAAAGGAUAUGAUGGUAGCAUAUCGGCCGUUUCGAUGUUGAAUACUGGAGAUGUACAGGGGGUUGUGAGAUUUGUUCAAAUUAACAGAGAUACUUGCAUUGUUGAUGGCACUAUUGAUGGUUUACACCCAGUGUCGCACAGCUUAGCUGUCCAUGAAUAUGGAGAUCUAUCAAAAGGUUGUCAAAGUGUUGGAAAUAUAAUGCACCUUGGAAAUGAAACUGAUAGGGUCUAUGGUGAUUUAGGUUCUAUCAGUGUUGAAGAAAAUGGAAGAGCUUCUUUUAGAUUUGAAGACCAUAUUAUAAAAUUAUCAGAACUCAUUGGAAGGUCACUUGUAGUUAAAGCAAAGAUUAACAAUUCUACUGAAAAACCUAUCACAUGUGGGAUAAUUGCAAGAUCGGCUGGACUUUUCCAAAACCCUAAAACUAUAUGUGCAUGCGAUGGAAUAUCAAUUUGGGAUGAAGUUUCAAAACCAAAAACCAAAUCAAGUUUAUAAGGGAAAUUUAACCACAGAGAACAAAAUCAAA